AUGACUAUGGGCGAUCACAAUAACCUUCAAGUGGGUAAAGAAACACCGGCUUCAGACACAAAGUCAAGGUGGCUUAAUACUUUCUGUUUCUACAUCUUUGGUUUUUUCACCUACUUCAGCGUAGAAAUGUUCGUCAUAGGAACGCAGGAUAUCCUGAGCGGCAGGAACAUUCCGACCGCUAUUUUGAUCACUUGCUUUGAAGGUCCUUUAGUGAUGGCCAAACUAGUCAUUCCUUGGUUUCAGGAGAAGAUUCCCUACGUGGUGAAGGCGUUCUUUAUCGCAUUCUUUAUGAUUCUUGGAUUGUCUAUAGUCGUUUUCGCAAACGACUUCAGAGUGAAAAUUUUAGGAGUCGGGCUAAACGCUAUGGCUGCUGGUGCUAACGAAGCCACCUUCCUUGCGCUGGCUUCGUUCUACCCAAAGCGAUGUAUCAGCGCGUUCGUCUCUGGCACUGGAUCGGGUUGUUUGAUUGCCGCUCUUUACUACAUGGGUAACUACAAAAAUUCUCUUAUUUUUCAGAGCUUUCCUUAAUUGAAGAUGAUACAGAGUGUGUUUAAUUGAAUUUACUCUCUAGUAGUUAACCGCAAAAGGGGAAAUAAUGAGUGAAUAUCAUGAAACAAACUGUCUUCAACAUGAAAAAAUAGCGAAUGUUGAAGCUUGCGAUAAGGGAGCGAACCAUGAGCGCUUGAAAGAGAAAUUCAAGAGAGUGCAAGGUCCCGUCAACUUUACAACAGAAACAACGAAAAACGCAAUCUAUAGGUAACUUGUCCAUUGAAAAUGGGAUAAUUAAUUAAGGUACUUUUAACCGGAUAAAAUUGAAAAAGCUGUCGUUGACGGUGUUACAAAUCAUUUUGAAGAAAAUACAUUUUGAAAAUUGAGCUUUUCGAAAUCGUCAAUGUCAGUGCUCUUCCUUAUUACACUUCCGAUUCUCGCUCAAAUUUCCAACGGCACGAACGUCGAUCGAAGCCGAGAACUGAACUUUCCAUUCGCAUCCUUUUUCCCUCCUACAUUUAUAGAUUUGGACUUUUGUUUGUGUGCGUCACGUAGAGAUUUAAAAUUUUUUAUGACGCCGUUAGCGCGCUGUGUCAUUAUAAUACGGAGGAUUAGUUUUGUCAUUUGCAUUUCAGACGGAAUACUGACUUUCCCCCUUUGUGUGUCUAUCUAAAAGGAAACAGUCAAGUGUUUCUGUCGCUGGUCAUUAUUUUGAUUUAAAAAUAAAUCAGGCAAAAAUUUAGACGGAAAAUAUCAGCUACGUUUACAAUCUGAAAACGUCUUUUCAAAGUUACUCUUCGUACAAAUUGUGCAGACGGGCUCCUUAGAGAAAAUAAAGAGAUGGUCGCAAGAAUUCCUAUCGUAUCCUAUUCGCCUAGAAUUCCUAUCGUAUGAAAGCUAAGUUUUUCGUUUGUCUCACGAUGUAGUCACGUGUGAUGUAGACCGCGACGUUUCGACUGCAUACUGCUAGUCUUCUUCAGGCGAUGAGGUCCACUAGUCUAAUCUUAUAAAGCAUGAUGAUCCGCUGCGAGUAGUUGUUAUUCAACAGCUCUGAUUGGUGCAUUUCGAUCCUUGCUGUUCACUCAGUGAUUUGCUCUCUCGGCGGUUCACUGUCGCACGGCUCUCCUGUUGUUGUGUUUUUUGAUCGUGGGCCUCCACGCUUCUGGAAUUUCUAUUCCACUAUCCUUGUUGAUGUUGUUAGGGUGAAGUUUUAUGUGAAAGAAGACUAGCAGUAUGCAGUCGAAACGUCGCGAUCUACAUCACACGUGACCACAUCGCGAGACAAACGAAAAACUUAGCUUUUAUUGUUAUUCACCACGAUGAAUAACCACAACCUUUUCUACGCAAUAAACCCUAUCGUCAUGAUCCCAAUGGAAUUCUGAACUACUAGCUAAGGGAUACAAUGCUCAAUAUGUACAGUUGAAAGAGAAAAGUGAUCAUUAUUUUUUCUUUUUAUCAGCUCUCACGACGUGGACUUGCUUAUCUCCUAAGACCACCAUGAUGAUAACAAUUCCCCUUCCUCUGGCAGUUUUGAUUUUUUACGCAUUGCUGAACAAAGAAUUUCUCCCAAACAGCUCACAAAGCAGCCCCAUGAAGCUCAAACACGUUAAGUACUCCAUUGUAGGAUCCACUUCUGACACCAUGGAUCAGGAUGCGCCAACUCGCCAAAAACUAACAUGUGGCGAAAUGCUUAACAUCGCAUGGAAAAUUAGUUCAGUUGGUAUUUCUCUAUUGUUGAGUUUUUCUGCUGAGUAUAUCUCAGCGGUAUCCGUGCUUACGACGAUUUCUUUUCCUAAGUCACAGUUUCUCCCCCGCGAUCAUUUCCUUAUUUAUCUGCUGUCGUACUACAUCGGUAGAUUUGUCGGUCGAAGCUAUUUACUUUUAUUUGCUUGGCUACCUUCUGAUAUGACGGAAUUCCUUCGCUGCAAUAAAACCUGGAUUUUCACAAUGCUGCAGUUGGUGCAACUGACGUUCUUAAUAUUGGAUUCGUUGUACCAUUUCGUCCCGUACAUCUGGAUAAUAAUCUGUGUUUGUUCAUCUCUUGGUCUAAUCGGCGGAAUAAUAAGCAUGAACGCACCCCAUGCAGUUGCACAGCACGUUAAAUCUGAGGAGAAAGAGUUUGCUUUAGGACUGGUGUCAGUUGGUUCAUCCAUGGGUGUAUUAGUGGGUGCCCUGAUUGGGCUGGCUGUGGAAUCGAGUCUUAGAAAGCAUUGCGUCGAGCAUUACCCAGACACCAAAGAGUUCUGCUUCACAAGAUAUCAAGACACCACUGGCUGGGAAACUAAUAUUCACUGUUGA
Molecule: messenger RNA, 2787 nt
Organism: Pocillopora meandrina
Lineage: Eukaryota; Metazoa; Cnidaria; Anthozoa; Scleractinia; Pocilloporidae
Source: the annotation of a GenBank genome assembly